Molecule: messenger RNA, 606 nt
Organism: Myotis davidii
Lineage: Eukaryota; Metazoa; Chordata; Mammalia; Chiroptera; Vespertilionidae
Product: pepsin F-like
Exons: 3
Coding region: 1-582 (193 amino acids)
Biological process (GO): proteolysis
Molecular function (GO): aspartic-type endopeptidase activity
Source: RefSeq, a predicted model, not a curated record
AUGUGCCAAGGCCCUGAGGCACCGAGAGCACAAUGCAUUCAAGACCUGAGAGGAAGUCCGUCCAGGAAGGUCGGUGUGGCCGGAUACAGGGAGACAGGACGGCAGGAGCUGCAGGCUGUUCUGCAGGCAGCUGGGAGGGCCGCGGGGGAGAGGCCACGGGUGACCCUGGUGCCUGCUUUGUCCCUCAGCAUCUCCAUGAACGGGACGGUCGUGGCCUGUCCCGGCGGCUGCCAGGCCAUCAUGGACACCGGGACCUCGCUGGUGAUUGGCCCACUCUCCCCCGUCCUCAACAUUCUGAAGAGCAUCAACGCCCGGACCACCAGCACCGGCGAGUACAUCGUCAGCUGCGAGGCCGUCCAGAGCCUGCCUGACAUCGUCUUCACCAUCAACGGCAUCGCGUACCCAGUGCCAGCCAGCGCCUACAUCCGGAGGGAGCAGACUGGCAUCUGCUUCAGCAACGUGGACAUCGACACCUCAGGCAGCUCCAGCCUCUGGGUCCUGGGGGAUGUGUUCCUGCGACUCUAUUUCACCGUCUUCGAUCGCGCCAACAACAGGAUCGGCUUGGCCCCUGCGGUGGCGUAGACGUGGGCGCUGCUCCAGGAGGCC